Messenger RNA from Mesocestoides corti, 1809 nucleotides. The record is from the annotation of a GenBank genome assembly. NCBI's taxonomy places the organism in Eukaryota, Metazoa, Platyhelminthes, Cestoda, Cyclophyllidea, Mesocestoididae.
AUGACUUCGGCAACAUCGAAUUCGACGCAUCCGAAGCAAAAAACUGGCAUUUCACAAGAGUUGCCAGAUGCUGGGGAUAGUGACGACUUUUGCAGUAGACUAAAAACAGUUUCGGACCAGACAUGGGGCUCGGGUGUGCAAUCACAAGCUGCUGGAGAUGGAGGCGAUUUAAACUUAGAAGAAAACAAAAGAGCAUCUAUAAGUCCAAUUAACUCGUCAAGCUUGGGAUCAGUUGACGACUUGAAUGAUUACACGGAUGAAACUGAUGGAAUCUCAACUCCACACACACACAUCUCUGAGUCAAAUCCAGAAAAUAAAACGAACCUCAUUGUAAACUACCUACCACAAAAUCUUUCACAAGAAGACGUACGAUCGCUAUUUGCUAGUAUCGGUGAGGUUGAAAACUGUAAGCUAGUUCGAGAGAAGUUGACCGGAGAAAGUUUGGGUUAUGCAUUUGUAAAAUAUUACGACGCUGCCGAUGCCGAGAAGGCGAUUGAAAAAAUCAACGGUUUGAAGUUAGAGAACAAAACUAUUAAGGUUUCAGUAGCUCGGCCUAGUUGUGAAGCAAUCAAAGGGGCCAACCUCUAUAUAUGUGGCUUACCACGAACUAUGAAAACUAAUGAACUAGAAAAUAUCUUUAAGUCAUGCGGACACAUAAUUACGACUCGAAUUCUAUGCGACAAGAAGACCUCAGCCUCCCGUGGAGUCGCAUUCAUUCGGUAUGACCAACGCUCUGAAGCUGAAAAUGCCAUAAAGAAAUUCAAUGGCUACAUCUUUCCCGAAACAAAUGACAUAAUGAUGGUAAAAUUUGCCAAUUUGCCCAGCUCGCAAUCUGACGGUCGAAGGUCUCUCUCGUCAAGGUCGACCACGACAUCGUCUGGUCAACGACGUAGGAAGAAGUCGCCAUCGACCUCGAAAGUACCGCAACUGAGGCAGUCGAAAUACUGCGAUACUGGUGACUUAGAAUCUCUACAAGCUAAGCCACAAAUGCCUCUUCCAAACAUGUUCCAGCCAAACGGUCCGCAAUUUUACGACUUCGGACACCAUGGUCUGGCGCCAUUUUACUCAAUGCAGCCAACCCAAGGCAUGGCAAUGCCACAAGUCGGUAUUUAUGGUAAUGAGUACACACUACAGCCAACACUUGGAAAUCCCCGCUUAGUUCAACAGCCUUUGUGGCAAGGAGCGCAAAUGGGUUUAUGUCGGUUACCGAAUUGGGGCUACUUUCAGCACCCAGUGCCUCUGUCAAAAUUCAAACAAUCGCCACCACAGCGAGGCGUAAUCGCCACUGGGGUUCCUCUACCCUACUCCGUGGGCUACGCGCCUUCCUGUCACGUUCAAACAACGUGCCAACAGAGCGGAAAUUUGUGUGGGGAAACUGAGCUCUCAUCGACUGUCUCGGCGCUGCUGGCUCCGGCCUUUGCAGCCAAUGGCGGAGCAUUAACGACCAACGGAUGGUGUAUCUUUGUGUACAACCUCAGUGCCGACACCGAAGACGCCGUGCUGUGGCAACUCUUUGGGCCGUUCGGAGCCGUCAACGCGGCCAAAGUUGUCACCGACCCGAUUACAGGCAAGCGCAAGGGCUACGGUUUCGUGACAAUGAGUAAUUACGAUGAGGCUGUGAAGGCAAUUCAAGCACUCAGUGGCUUUAACCUCGAUAACCGCAUACUACAGGUUUCCUUCAAGACAACCACUAAGAUGAACGAACCAGCGCGUCAGAAUUGCCGCACUUUCAACACCGGCCACGGUGGAAAUGUCAACAACGGCGGUACUCACAAUCCAAAACGACGCGUGAGACAUCAAGUCGUUUAG